AUGGAAUAUUUACUUCCGGUCGGUCAUACCAAUAAAGGCGCCACUGCCGUUUCCCCCACUGUCACCACCUCCAAUCCUCGGACUUGUCUGCUCCCUCGGACAUAUCAAGAUAUGCCCCAACUUCCGUCGGUGUUCGAAUUGAUGGUAACCACCCAACAACAACCGGCUCCUCAUUCCGGUCAUAAAUCACCCAUUGCCCCCGGAAAUGAUCCAAGAACACCGGAAGUUAAUUCUCUUCCUCGACUCGAACAAUAUCAACCGCCACCAACUACAUCACCUUCCGACCAAAUUUUGCCAGUACCCCACGCAACUCAGCAUCACCGAAGGCUGGAACCCUCGGCAGAUUACUUUAGUCUCCCACCAUCUAGGAAAACCGGUCCUCAAGUUGCGCCCGUGCAGCAUUACCCCCAUCAACCGCGAUCGUCGAUCAGUUCGUCGAUCGAACUGCUUUCUCGAAAUCCAUCGGCGACCCUGAUUACCCCCGGUUCGUAUAACACAUCGCCCAACUUUGGCCCCGCCAUGGUGCUGCCGCGUCUGAUCCCGGCGCAUGCCCCUCCUACUUCGCACGGCCAACAAGGCCCGCAUAUCCCACAAGGCCCACAGGGCCCACACAGUGCUCCGCAUACUGGCCAGCAUACUGGCCCGCAUAGCGCUCCUAAUACCUACAUGACUGCUUACGCAUAUCCCCCACCUCCUAAUGGGCCCGGCCUCGAUUAUAGCGGCGCACCUCCACAUAUGGCACAUCCCCACUUUCCUCCCACAGGACCCUACCCACCUCCUUAUCCCCAGUAUUACUUUGGAGCCCCUCAUUUUCAGGAUAAUACCACAAAAAUUUGGGGGGCUCCUCCACUGCAUGUGCUCGGAUCUUUUGACGAGAACAAUGCAUUAAUCAAUCGUCGCCGCAUAAUAAAGCGUCGGACCAGAACCGGAUGUUUGACGUGCCGCAAGCGACGCAUAAAAUGUGAUGAAAGAAAACCUCACUGUUUUAAUUGUGAAAGGUCGAAAAAAGUAUGUUUGGGUUACGAAUGUACCAAUCAAAAGACCAAGAAACGAGACCAUGAAUCUGAUACAAAAUUAGAGGAGACUACUCCUCUGCCUAAUCUCGAGCAGGGCUCGAAGUCUCAUAGAGUAUCGGUUCAUGAUCUUACUAAUUAG
Molecule: messenger RNA, 1155 nt
Organism: Meyerozyma guilliermondii ATCC 6260
Lineage: Eukaryota; Fungi; Ascomycota; Pichiomycetes; Serinales; Debaryomycetaceae
Product: Zn(II)2Cys6 transcription factor domain-containing protein
Exons: 1
Coding region: 1-1155 (384 amino acids)
Biological process (GO): regulation of DNA-templated transcription
Molecular function (GO): DNA-binding transcription factor activity, RNA polymerase II-specific; zinc ion binding
Source: RefSeq, a predicted model, not a curated record